AUGGAUGACAAAAUAUGUAGAACGUUCUUUGCUUUAAGGAACUCGAUUUACAAUAAUUUGGACGCAACCGGAGGGUAUCAAUUGAUUAUGAAUCAACCAGUUUUAAAUGGGUAUUUUACUAAUAACAAUUGUAAUAUUAACCUCGAAAAAAUUAAUGCUGGAUGUUUAUAUUUGCUUGAUGCAUUUUUUAAGGAUUCUUCUGUGUUUAGUUCUGUUGCAAAAAAUAACAUAAAUAUUGUUGAAUACAUUAUCAUGUGGUUAAGUUAUAUGUUAAACCUAAUAAAAAAUGAACAAGGCAACAGUCUAGAAUAUUUUUAUGAUAUAUAUAUAAAGAACCAUGAAAAGUAUACAGAUUCUAUAACUAGUGUUGAUGCUUAUUAUAAUAGUUAUAAGGAUCUUAUAGAUAAAAAAAAUGAUUUGAUAAAUAUGGAUAUUAAAUAUAUAUCUAAAUUUUAUGAUGCAUUUAAUACAUUAUGUAUGAUGUAUAUUGAAUUUAAUGAAAAGACAUUACAUUGCUCUAACUGUUUGCAAAAUGCUAAUAAAUUUGUUAAUAAAUAUAAAGAAAUGAAUCAAAACUCUGUUAUUACUAGUAAUAAUUCAUAUGCUCAACUAUUGUCUACUUUAUCAAAUGAUUAUGAUAAUUUUAAAAAUUAUUGUAAUAGUAAAGGUGUUAAUUGUACAAAUUUUCCAUCCCUUGCAACGAUAGAAGAAAUACAAACUUUAGAAAAAAAUUCUGAACAGCUUUCUGCACAUAGUUCUGAACAAACUGUAAACAGUUCUUUACAAGAUUCUGAGCAGAUAUUUACACAAAGUUCUAAACAUAUUUAUACACAAGGUUCUGAACAAAUUUCUGAACAACGUUCUACACAAGCUCCUGAAGUUACAUCACCAAGUUCGUCGAUAGGAAACAAAUUAUUUACAGUUUUAUCGGUAUUUGGCGCAAUAUCAUUUUUUUUAGGAAUUUCUUAUAAGUAUUCAUUAUCUGGAUUUCGGAAACGAGCUCAAAAACAAUAUUUAAGAGAAAAAAUAAAAAAUAUAAAGAAGAGAAUGAAUCAUUCAUAUAUGAUUCGAAGAGAGUGA
Molecule: messenger RNA, 1080 nt
Organism: Plasmodium berghei ANKA
Lineage: Eukaryota; Apicomplexa; Aconoidasida; Haemosporida; Plasmodiidae
Product: BIR protein
Exons: 3
Coding region: 1-1080 (359 amino acids)
Source: RefSeq, a predicted model, not a curated record